CUCACCAACACCAAAAGGCACAAGCCUCGCCCCUCCCUCCCUCCCUUUCCAAUCCUCAGAACCAAUAAACCGUAGACGAGAGAAGUUACGAGCUUCUCCUUGUCCCGUGUCUUUUCAAGGAUAGCCCGGGCGCAGCCGCAGCAUUUCUUGGCGUCGGUGUCCGCGGGUUGGCGACUAAGCAAUGGCGACGAGGAACCACCGCGCCGCUGCCGCUCCGCAGCCGGCGAACAGAGGUGCCGCGAGGGUCGCCGGGAAACAGAAUGCCGCCGCCGCCGCCGCCGGGACACGCCGAGCCCUCGGUGACAUUGGCAACGUCGUCUCCGAUGCCCUCGACAGGGCGAUCAAGCUGCCGGAGGGGAUCCAUCGCCCCAUCACCAGGAGCUUCGGCGCCCAGCUCAUGAAGGCCGCUUUGGCGAACAAGAACGCCGACGCCGCCGUAGCUCCUGCUCAGCCUGUAGCGGCGCGCGCCGUUACGAAACCAGCUAGGAAAGUGACUACGAAGAACGUCCCUCGUCCUGGCGCUGGGCAGGCUCCCAAGGAGAACAAGAAGCCAUCAGCAGAGGGUGCCGCCGCCGGCAGCGGCCGCUCUGUGCAGAAGAACAGGAGGAAGAAGCCCGCGUGCACGCUUUCGACCGUCCUUUCUGCGCGUUCUAAGGCUGCCUGUGGCCUUACCGAGAAGCCAAAGGAGCCCAUCGAGGACAUUGACAAGUUCGACGGCGACAACCAGCUUGCUUUGGUGGACUACGUUGAGGACAUCUACACAUUCUACAAGACCGCCCAGCAUGAGAGCCGCCCCAUUGACUACAUGGGCAACCAGCCCGAGCUCAGCCCCAGAAUGCGCUCCAUCCUCGCGGACUGGCUCAUCGAGUCUCACCGAAGAUUCCAGCUCAUGCCGGAAACGCUCUACCUCACAAUAUACAUCGUGGACCGGUACCUGUCGCUGCAGCCCACGCCGAGGAGGGAGCUCCAGCUCGUCGGCGUGGCAGCGUUGCUGAUCGCCUGCAAAUACGAGGAGAUCUGGGCACCGGAGGUAAAUGACUUAAUCCAUAUAGCCGAUGGCGCGUUUAACCGGAGCCAGAUUCUUGCCGCCGAGAAGGCUAUUCUGAACAGCAUGGAGUGGAACCUUACGGUCCCCACCCCGUACCACUUCCUGCUGCGGUUCGCGAAGGCUGCCGGUAGUGCCGAUGAACAGCUUCAGCAUACGAUAAACUUCUUUGGAGAGCUCGCGCUGAUGGACUACGGUAUGGUGAUGACCAAUCCUUCGACGGCGGCUGCUUGCGCUGUGUACGCUGCUCGCCUCACGUUGGGGAGGAGUCCUCUCUGGACAGAGACCUUGAAGCACCACACUGGCCUCAACGAGCAGCAGAUCAUGGAAGGCGCCAAGACACUGGUCGGAUCUCAUGCUGCUAGUGCUAGCCCUGAUGCGAGGCUGAAGGCCGUCUACCAGAAGUACGCGACGGAGCAGUUUGGGCGUGUGGCUCUGCACCCACCGGCACCGGCUGCUCUUCCCGACCUUGUCUAGAGUUUUUACUUGACAAGCUGAGGGAUUUGGUUGAGUUCGCUUUGAUUGACAAGUUCGAGAGUUGUUUUCGUAUACUCUAUUCUCGCGAGUGUAUUAGACACUAGUAGUAACAACUAUUCAUAACUAUAUGAAUAACCACAAUGAAAAUUUAUGAUUGGCUGAACUUCUUUCGAAAGACUGUGAGGUUUAUCCACAGUUUUUGUAAGACUGUCAGAAUGAAACGGUUCUUGAUUAAAAAGAGCUGCUGUCAACUGCAUGAAGAAGCAUGUUUU
This is a messenger RNA of Zea mays, 1794 nucleotides long. Its product is annotated as cyclin 1. The coding region runs from base 182 to 1522 and encodes 446 amino acids. The transcript has 9 exons. The record is from RefSeq and is marked validated. Gene Ontology annotation, molecular function: cyclin-dependent protein serine/threonine kinase regulator activity. NCBI's taxonomy places the organism in Eukaryota, Viridiplantae, Streptophyta, Magnoliopsida, Poales, Poaceae. Gene Ontology annotation, biological process: mitotic cell cycle phase transition.